Molecule: messenger RNA, 588 nt
Organism: Haemonchus placei
Lineage: Eukaryota; Metazoa; Nematoda; Chromadorea; Rhabditida; Trichostrongylidae
Source: the annotation of a GenBank genome assembly
AUGGUUUCUUCUCGCACGUGGAAAGAGUUGGGCGUUUUUGGCGGCCUUAUUGUCGCUAUGCAUGUUGCCUACUACACAAUCCAGAAUAAUCCAUCUUUAGUAGCACCACAUCAGAGAUCGGAGUUGUUCUAUGUAUGUUUUAAUUUUUAUGGCUUCAACUUCUACUUGUAUUAUCUUGUGAAUUGGCCAGAGUACUAUCAAGUUGCUGAGCACCCCAAUGGACAAAUCAUGGGAUAUAUCAUGGGCAAAGCUGAAGGAAGAGAUGAGAAUUGGCAUGGUCACGUUACAGCGCUUUCUGUAGCCCCGGAUUAUCGUCGUCUUGGGCUCGCUGCUCGUAUGAUGCAUACGCUUGAACAUAUUUCUGAAAUGAAGAAAGCCUAUUUCGUCGACCUUUUUGUUCGUGUAUCAAAUCACAUUGCAAUUUCAAUGUAUAAGGCGCUAGGAUACGUCGUAUACAGGGAAAUAAUCGACUAUUACUCGGGACCAAGGGAUGAAAACGCAUAUGAUAUGCGUAAAGCAAUGUCUAUGGACAAAGAAAAGAAAAGUGUCAUACCGUUACCUCAUCCGGUCCAUUCGAAUGACAUAUGA